This is a messenger RNA of Argentina anserina (silverweed cinquefoil), 1909 nucleotides long. RefSeq names its product kinesin-like protein KIN-1. Gene Ontology annotation, cellular component: kinesin complex; microtubule. Gene Ontology annotation, biological process: cytoskeleton-dependent intracellular transport; microtubule-based movement. NCBI's taxonomy places the organism in Eukaryota, Viridiplantae, Streptophyta, Magnoliopsida, Rosales, Rosaceae. The record is from RefSeq and is a predicted model, not a curated record. Gene Ontology annotation, molecular function: plus-end-directed microtubule motor activity; ATP hydrolysis activity; ATP binding.
AUGUCGAGCUUAACGGCGUGCGUUAGGUUCAGGCCUUUGAGCUCCAGAGAGAGAAGAGAUCACGGCGAUUCCGUUUGCGUUAACUCCGUAGAUUCGCAUAGUUUCGUCUUCAAGGAUGAGAAGGAAUAGGAGUUUACAUUUAGCUUCGAUAAGGUGUUCUAUGAAGACUCGGAGCAAGCUCAGGUGUAUGAAUUUCUAGCUCAGCCAAUUGUGAAAGAUGCUGUUGAUGCUAUCAACGGCACGAUCAUUACUUAUGGACAGACUGGAGCCGGGAAGACAUAUUGUAUGGAGGGACCUAGCAUAAUGGCAUGCGAUGAGAAGGAGAGAGGAUUAGUUCCAAGAGUAGUUGAUGGACUGUUCAACUGCAUAAAGUCGGUUGAAGGAAAAGUCAAGUAAAUCAAAGUGUCGAUGGUGGAGAUUUACAUGGAAAAAGUAAGGGACCUCUUUGAUUUGUCAAAAGACAACAUUCAGAUCAAGGAGAGUAAAGCGCAUGGCAUAGUGUUAAAUGGAGUGACAGAGGUGUCUGUAUUGGAUCCUGCUGGAGCAUUAGAGACUCUAUCUAGUGGAAUAGCUAACAGAACUGUUGGAGAGACCCAGAUGAACAUGUCCAGCAGCAGAAGUCAUUGUAUUUACCUAUUCACAAUUCAGCAAGAGUUAAAUAAAGAUAACAGGUUGAAAGGUAAAUUGAUUCUUGUUGACUUGGCUGGUUCUGAGAAAGCAGAUAAAACUGCAGCCGAAGGAAAAGCUCUUGAACAAGCCAAGACCAUCAACAAAUCUCUCUCAGCCCUUGGAAAUGUGAUAUAUGCUCUCACAUGUGGUUUACCAGGCAAAGAAAACCACAUCCCAUAUCGUGAUUCCAAGCUCACACGGCUUUUACAAGAUGCACUGGGAGGGAAUUCCCGUACUGCGUUGUUGUGCUGUUGCUCACCAAGCCCUUCAAAUGCAUCGGAGAGUCUGUCCACUCUUCGCUUUGGAAUGAGAGCAAAGCAUAUAAAAAUGUCACCACAUGCCAAGUCCGGUGAAGAUGAAUAUGCUAAGAAGGAUGAAUCUCCAUCUUCAAGUAAAAAUGAGGCAUGUGAGAGAAUCUUGGACCAGUUAAGGGACAGAUUUGAUGUUGAAGAUGUGAUGUUACUUGAAGAGUUGUUCAGAUUGAGUGGAAUUCUCUAUGAGCCUGGUUCACCUGAAGAUUUGGAUUCGGCAUAUGAGGAUGUCACUUCACAGACAAUUAUCCAAUUGCAGCAUACGGUGGAAGACCUUGUAUCUACUGUAGGAGAGCUCGAAAACGAGAAUAGGACUCUGAAGGAUAGAUUGGCAGCUUGUGAAAGAUGCGAUACACAAUCCAAAGUAGCUGGAGGUCAUACUUCAAGCAUUCUGCAUAGAGUUUCAGACACCCUCGGCUCCUUUGUGUCCUGGUUCUGAUCACUAGCUUUCCUUUACAAAGUUGCUGAAAUGAAGAUUAUAAUCCGACUCAGAAUCUGAAUUCCAGCUCAUUUGAGGUUCCUACUGCUCUGAAACUUCUCGUACAGGUUUGGCUUAUAUGUUUGCUUGUAAGGAAUAUUCAAAGUCCUUGCUUGCUCAGCUGCUCUACGAUGCUUCAUGCUUCUUGCUUUAAGAUCCCCAUUACUUUUCUCUAUGCCGAUAAUGCCCCUAUAGUUAUGUCCUAAUCUGGUGCUAAAUGCUGGUCUUGACUUAUUAGUCAUUAUUAACAGUAACAUAGCUAUUAUUGUCCGUUGUUGGGUUUAUGUGAACAUAAUCUGCUUUAAUAACUUGGACUCAUCAUAAUCUAGUAUUAUUGGAGGGUGAGAUAGUCAUUGAACACAUAAACUUUCUUUAUUCGGCCUGUCCAGAAUUGAAAGCAAACUAAAAUUUUCUGCAAGAAGAAAAGCCUUGCGCACAAAAUACCUCCAAG